This is a messenger RNA of Eurytemora carolleeae, 2642 nucleotides long. RefSeq names its product phosphopantothenoylcysteine decarboxylase (gene Ppcdc). Gene Ontology annotation, cellular component: phosphopantothenoylcysteine decarboxylase complex. Bases 1950 to 2495 code for a protein of 181 amino acids. The record is from RefSeq and is a predicted model, not a curated record. The transcript is spliced from 10 exons. Gene Ontology annotation, biological process: coenzyme A biosynthetic process. Gene Ontology annotation, molecular function: phosphopantothenoylcysteine decarboxylase activity; FMN binding. NCBI's taxonomy places the organism in Eukaryota, Metazoa, Arthropoda, Copepoda, Calanoida, Temoridae.
GAAAAAUGAAUAUUUUAGAUUAGAUUCUUGUUGAAUGAAUUACAUUGAAAGGGAGAAAAAAUUGAAUUUACAUUCUGUAUUUAUUUCUGCUAUGCAGAUUUCAGGAUUUCCUUUUACUUUCAUCCUGUCAUCCUGUUUAUUAUGGUUAACUAAUAUUACAAAGGAGACUGGGGUUUUUCGGCUUUAAAAGUUUACAAUUGGACUCUUUAUUCUUUUUAGGAAGUGGGUAAAAUGAAAAGUUUGAUUUUGAAUGCUUCUCAAUAUCUUAAAUGUUAAGAUUUUCAUCUCAUGCUGUAACUGCCGAACGUUUCAUAAAUUUCUACGAAUCACUAUAUUUGUUUUAUACCUAGCUAUUGUCGAUUAUAAACUUACUUUGUUUAAGUAGAUUUUAUAAAGUGACAAGAUUUAGAAAUGAGUAAUUGUGGAAUAUAGCUUGUAUGUAUAUGUUGAACUCUUUUGUAUUUGACUUUGCUUUGAUGUAUAUUAUUCUACUUAGAAAAUCAGAUUGUUAUUUAACUAGAAAAAUAGUUUGCGCCUCAGUUACUCAGCUAAUAAGCUAGCUUGAACGCUUUAUAGUUUGUUAGCUAUUCAUUUAGUUAUCUAACUUGCACAAUCGGUUAGUUUGUCUUAGAACUAGCUAUAAUGCUUGUCAGGAUAAAUUAGGCAAUUGUGACUAGGUUAACGCUCUAUAAAGCUAGUUAUGAAGUGAUCUAGCAAGCUAGUGAAUAAACCUUGUCAAUCUAUUCAUGCUGAAAACUAGGCCACACCCUUUCCAAUCUUAAUAUAUCUUUUUACAGAGAAACCUCUAUAAUGUUCUGCGCAGAUGCGAACAAGAAUUCGUCAUGUUCUGCGCAGAUUAUAUUUCUGCCUUCAUCUUUCAUGGAAUUGUAAGCUAUGGUAUGAUACAGUAUACACUAAGAAAGGAUGAGAAACUGUACUCUAUCCCAGGAUUCCCUUUUCUGCAUGGAGGAUUGUCAGGAUUUCUUGGAGCUGGGGCCGUCUUUCCUUUCGACUUCGUGAGACGAGGAGUUAUCGAGGGACAGAUUAAAUUCAGAAAUUCUCUCUCUACGGUUCCAUACGCAGGAGUGUUUUUUGGACUUUACUUUUCGUGUAGGGAGGAAAAUAUUCGGAGUCAGGUAGGAUGGGCGCUUCUCUCCUCCUGCUCAGCUUGUCUGGCAGAGAUUCCCUUCGAUAAGGCGAAGCGUGUGAUGAUGGGAAGCAUGAGGAACAUGUUGGUGAUGAACGGUCUCUACAUCCCCUUCGGUGCUCUUAUCCUUGUUAUGUACGACAAGGCGCUGAUAAACUAUACAAAUAAUCAGAAUAAUAUCAGAUUUAGUGAGACUCAAAAAACUGUGGAAUAAAAAGACUACUAGAAGACUUCAGUUAUGAUUUUAAUUAGUCCAAGAACAUAAAACACAUUAUUUGCAUAGUUAAUAAGUUGACUUUAAAGCAACUGACAAAACUGUUUACUUAUAACAACAUAAAAGUCACAUAAGAUUGCUGAAAUUUUGUCUCAUUCAAAAUUUGUAUGGGGCCCACUGUAUAUUUCAUCAAUCGCCCCCCUGCUGGGAUGAAUAGUCAUAUAGUCACUAGUCAAUAUUUUGUAUACGAUGUUAACAAGCUUUUCUUGGAAUUACUCGUUAUGACCUUUGCAAGAUUACAAGAAAAAAGGUUUAAUUUCUUAUUGAGUUAAAAUUAUAUUUGAUUUUUUUCACAUAUAAUUUUAAAAAAUUGAUUAUAAUUAAUAGUUAAAGUUAGCUAUUAUACCUAGAUUCUUUUUUUGUUUAAUGCAGGGAUUUAAAUUUUCUUGAAUAAUCAUAUCCCUGACCAACACAAAACAACAAUACAUUCAGAUAAACCUAGCUAUUCGAACUGAACCACAUAAUCCAUGCUGUUAACAAUUUGUUAUUGUUAAAGUGUGCUGUACUGUACACAAGAACUUGUUUCAGAUGAAAAAUGUUCUUCUGGGCUGCACAGGAAGUGUAGCUAGUAUUAAAAUACCUGAAAUCCUCGAGAAACUAAAAGAAAACUCUGAAAUAUCCGUUAAACUAGUUGUGACAGAGCAUUCUCAGCAUUUCCUGCCCCCGUUGGAAUCUCUAGGAGUGGAUUAUCUAACUGAUACUCACGAGUGGGAUUGCUGGAAGAGUAGAGGAGAUCCUGUACUACAUAUAGAGCUGAGAAAGUGGGCAGAUAUCUGUAUAGUUGCUCCCCUAGACGCUAACACACUUGCUAAGGUUGCUAAUGGUCAAGCUGAUAACCUGCUAACCUGUGUACUUAGAGCAUGGGACUUCACGAAACCUAUUGUUGUUGCUCCUGCAAUGAAUACCUAUAUGUUUGAGCACCCUGUUACCCGUCCACAGCUUCAGACUAUUCAGGGAUGGGGAUAUACAGUUCUAGAACCACAGGUUAAGACUUUAGUCUGCGGGGAUAAAGGAACUGGAGCUAUGGCCAGUGUUGAAACCAUCCUGGAGUCAAUCAAUUCCGUCCUGGUGUAAUAAACAUGGAUCCAAAGUGAUAAAAAGUGAUGAAGACUCUACUAAUAGCAUUUAGUUUAUUUGUAGGAGUAUGGAGCAUGGAUUAUACAUGUCUCCCUGGAUCAUCUCCCUCCGGUGUAUCCUUACCCAGGGGAGAUAUCUACCUGC